CAGCCAAUCAGCGUGCAGUACUCAGCGUCUAAACACAGAAAUCAACGGCUGGGUUUUUGUGAAUGUUUUGGUGGCGAUGGAAAUACUUGAACCUCAUUAAUUCCCACUAAUUUUAUCCUUUAUGAAGGAAAAUACAUCCCUAGGAACUCUUGUAUUCCUACUUUAAAAGUUGGUCAACAAGCAAGAGACAUACUGUAUGAGAUGACUAUAGGUGAUGAUGAUAAGCCAGUCCAUGUACAUGUCGAUAGAAACACUCCUGUCCAUGUACACCUCAAGAAGAAAAAGAAAGGAAAAAAUAAAGGUGCACCAACAGCUGUUGAGGAAAGAUUAAGAGCAAGAGACAGAAGGAUGACAGGAAUUCUUACCAAACCCUCUGGAAGGUCAAGUAGGAAAGGAACCAGAUCAGCCUCACCACCAUUUAUUCCUGCACCUGCAAAGACAACAAGGGGACGCUCGCCGUUGAGAUGGGAGAACCAAACGCAUGCAUUAGAUGUCAGUCCUCCAAGCAGGAAUGGUGGUCUACGAAUGGAAGAUCUUUCAUCUUCUGAGGAGGAUGAAGUGUAUGGAAGGAUGAGGAAUUAUGAAAACAAAAUCAGUAGUUUAAUGUCAGAAGUUGGAACGCUUAAAAAUGAGGCUGAUUUACAAAAGACACUAAGAGAUGUUGAAAAGAAGGACAAACAAAUUAGUGCAUCAAGAAAAAUACUUGAAGAUCAAGAAAGAGAACUGAAG
Actinia tenebrosa (Australian red waratah sea anemone) is the source of this 729-nucleotide messenger RNA. Its product is annotated as outer dense fiber protein 2. Lineage: Eukaryota; Metazoa; Cnidaria; Anthozoa; Actiniaria; Actiniidae. The record is from RefSeq and is a predicted model, not a curated record. Gene Ontology annotation, biological process: regulation of cilium assembly. Gene Ontology annotation, cellular component: centrosome.